AACAAGCGUUCACCACUACUUCCUGCAACCAAUAACAGCGUGUAGUUGUCGUUGGAGUUUAUACAAAAUCAAAAUGAGUUUACCGCUGAAUCCCAAACCGUUCCUGAACGGUCUUACUGGCAAGCCCGUGAUGGUGAAGCUGAAGUGGGGUAUGGAAUACAAGGGAUACCUGGUGUCCGUGGACAGCUACAUGAACAUGCAGUUGGCCAACACUGAAGAGUAUGUAGAUGGAGCGUUGGCUGGACACCUAGGAGAGGUGCUUGUCAGAUGCAACAAUGUCCUGUUCAUAAGAGGAGUAGAAGAGGAGGAAGAGGAUGGGGAAAUGAAAGAAGCUUGAAAGCUGAAUGCUUCAGCAGGCUUCUUCUACUUUCUUUAGUUUAUAUUUUUUUUUCCAUCCGGUCGCUAAUCUUGUUCACUGAAUUAGUCCUCAUUUUUUAAUGAAAAACAUCUUGUGAAAACAGUUAUGUAUUUUUUAUAUGAUGAUGAUGAUGAACCAAGCUGUUGUGCCCCUCACGGCACAAGGAUAAUAAAAUUGUGCAUAUUGCACUUUUCAGGAACA
Messenger RNA from Salvelinus namaycush (lake trout), 559 nucleotides. RefSeq names its product small nuclear ribonucleoprotein F-like. Gene Ontology annotation, cellular component: U1 snRNP; catalytic step 2 spliceosome. NCBI's taxonomy places the organism in Eukaryota, Metazoa, Chordata, Actinopteri, Salmoniformes, Salmonidae. The record is from RefSeq and is a predicted model, not a curated record. The transcript is spliced from 4 exons. Gene Ontology annotation, molecular function: RNA binding. Gene Ontology annotation, biological process: mRNA splicing, via spliceosome; spliceosomal snRNP assembly. The coding region runs from base 74 to 337 and encodes 87 amino acids.